Branchiostoma floridae (Florida lancelet) is the source of this 1046-nucleotide messenger RNA. Its product is annotated as nicotinate-nucleotide pyrophosphorylase [carboxylating]-like. The transcript has 5 exons. Gene Ontology annotation, biological process: NAD+ biosynthetic process; quinolinate catabolic process. The coding region runs from base 37 to 1002 and encodes 321 amino acids. The record is from RefSeq and is a predicted model, not a curated record. Gene Ontology annotation, molecular function: nicotinate-nucleotide diphosphorylase (carboxylating) activity. Gene Ontology annotation, cellular component: cytoplasm. Lineage: Eukaryota; Metazoa; Chordata; Leptocardii; Amphioxiformes; Branchiostomatidae.
UUUGCCAAUGUUUUCACGAAUUGUCGAGAUUUCUUGAUGUCGUUUACGCGAAAUUCAAAACUUAUGAUGAUGUCCAGAACCAGCGAAGACGCCGAGCUGGUCCUAGCACAUCUCAUCCACCCCGUGACGGUGAAGGAGAUGGUCCGACGUUGGUUGGAGGAGGACACGCCAAGUUUUGACUAUGGCGGGUUUGUUGUAGGAGAGAGGGAACAGUCGGCGGUGUUGCUGUGCAAGUCUGCCGGGGUGCUGGCAGGGGUGCCGUUCUUUAACGCGAUCUUUGAGGAGUUGAGCUGCACCGUUGACUGGCAGGUGCCAGAAGGAACACCUUUGGAGCCUGUCAGUGAGCCCAUCACUGUAGCUAUAGUAACUGGGAAGGUGAGACACCUUCUGCUAGGUGAGAGGGUGGCCCUGAACUGUAUCACCCGGGCCAGCGGGAUCGCCACCCAGGCCAGACGUAUGUCGGACAUCGCCCAGGGUACGGACUGGCACGGGGAGGUAGCGGGGACAAGAAAGACCACGCCAGGCUUCCGACUUGUGGAGAAGUAUGCGUUACUGGUGGGCGGGAUCUCCACACACAGAUAUGACUUGUCCUCCAUGAUUAUGCUGAAGGAUAAUCACAUCUGGUCGGCAGGAAACAUCACUCAGGCAGUGAAAGAUGCUAAGAGAGUAGGAGGAUUUUGUACUAAGAUCGAGGUGGAGUGCCGCUCUGUGGAGGAGGCUCUGGAGGCAGCAGGAGCGGGAGCAGACGUGGUCAUGUUGGACAACUUUGAGCCACAGGCCCUGCAUCCUGCUGCAAGAGUAAUAAAAGACAAGUUCCCACACAUCUUAGUGGAGUCCAGUGGGGGAAUCCGUGAGGACACUCUGUACAAGUACAUGGGUCCCCACGUGGAUGUCAUAUCCCUGAGCAUCACCACACAGGGAUAUCAGACUGUAGACUUCUCCUUCAAGAUACAGAAACAAGGAAAGAACCCACACAACCCACGUGUGCAGACAGCCUUAUGAUCUAUCAUGUGAAUUUUUUUAGAUUAUUUUUGUAAUGAGACCUU